Molecule: messenger RNA, 1086 nt
Organism: Cucurbita maxima (winter squash)
Lineage: Eukaryota; Viridiplantae; Streptophyta; Magnoliopsida; Cucurbitales; Cucurbitaceae
Product: zinc finger protein ZAT10-like
Exons: 1
Coding region: 94-849 (251 amino acids)
Biological process (GO): response to stress
Molecular function (GO): DNA-binding transcription factor activity
Source: RefSeq, a predicted model, not a curated record
CUUCUCUCACUCUUAUCACUCCAAACCAAAAUACCUUCACCGAAUCCCUCACAUUCCAUCUUCUUCUUCAACGCUCCCUGUUUCAUCAUAUCAAUGGCUCUUGAAGCUCUGAAUUCUCCCACCACGCCAUCACCGGCUCUCCACUAUGAUGACCCUAGCCCCAAUUCGAUUGAGUCUUGGUCUAAGCGGAAGAGGACCAAGCGUCCACGGGGAUUUGAUAACCCUCCCACCGAGGAAGAGUAUUUAGCGCUAUGUCUCAUCAUGCUGGCUCGCGGUGGCGCAACCCCUACUGCCGACCCUGACCACCGACUUGAGUAUGAAGUUCCCAUUCCGGCUCAACCCAUAUCGGUUGUUAAACUUAGCUACAAGUGCUCUGUUUGCAAUAAGGCGUUUUCGUCUUAUCAGGCGUUGGGUGGACAUAAAGCCAGCCAUAGAAAAUCAGCUACAGGGGAAGACCACUCCACUUCCUCUACUACUACUACUACCACUACUUCCGCCACCGCCACCGCCUCCGUCGGUGGGGGUAAAUCCCACGAGUGCUCUAUUUGUCACAAGUCUUUUCCGACUGGCCAGGCCUUGGGCGGCCACAAGCGUUGCCACUACGAUGGUGGAAUCAACAACACCACCACCAACAACAACAACAACGCCACUGUGACAUCGUCGGAAGGAGUUGGGUCCACCCACACAAAAAGCCACAGCCAGCGCGACUUUGACCUUAACCUCCCGGCUUUGCCAGAACUAUCACCGGGAUUCUUCAUCUCUGCCGGCGACGACGAGGUCCAAAGCCCAUUACCUCUGAAGAAGCCUCGUGUAUUGACGAUUCCCAAAAUCGAAAUUUCUCAAAAUUAACCAUUCAAAAUCCAUCCAGUUUCCAGGAAUCUUAGGGGAAGAAACACAAUUUCUUAGGAUUUGUUCGUUUAAUAGAUUUGAUUUGUUUGUGUGUAAAUAGAAGAAGGUAGAAAUUAAAUUAUAACCCCCACCCACCCACCCAUUUAUCGCGCUUUGUUGGUUCAACACCUAUACCCACUGUUCUUACAAGUCUAUCCACAUGAUAAAUUCAAUUGAUUAUUUUUUCCACAUUUCUAA